AUGACUGUCCCUGACGAAAGCCUAUUCACCUACCCCUGGGAAGCCAGGGCGAUCAAGAAGCGUCAACAGCGUAACGAGGCUAUUCCAGAGGAAUGGAGGCUCCGUCAAAAUCUCCUGGGUAGCCUCAAAACACCGUUGGAGAGAUGCAAAAAUAAUCUCAUGGAGCUGAAUUUGGUCCGCCAAUCUGGAAUUUUGACCGUCAAGGAGCUGCAGAUUACAGAGUCAAGCGAUGUCACUAGUCUGCUGGAAGCACUCGCAUCUGGCCAAUUAACUGCUGAAGAGGUGACAGUCUCCUUUUGUAAACGGGCUGCGGUGGCUCAUCAGCUUACGAACUGCCUCACCGAGAUCUUCUUUGAUCGAGCGUUAGAACGAGCUCGGUACCUAGACAGGCAAAAGGGAAAAGGGCAACUGGUUGGCCCCCUCCACGGUCUUCCUAUAAGCCUCAAGGAUUCGUUCCAGAUUGCUGGUGUAGCGUCGACACUGGGCCUUACGGCCUAUCUGGACCAUAGAGCCGAGUCUAAUUCGGCACUUGUUGAUAUCCUACUUGCCCUCGGAGCAGUGUUGUAUUGCAAAACCAAUGUACCUCAGACGAUGAUGACUCCAGAUUCACACAACUUUGUUUUUGGCAGAACGCUUAAUCCUUGGAAUACUAGUCUCAGUGCUGGAGGAUCCAGCGGAGGCGAGGGUGCUCUAAUUGCCAUGCGCGGCGCUCCCAUCGGUGUUGGCACUGAUAUCGCGGGGUCCAUUAGAGUUCCUGCACUCUGCUGUGGAACGUACGGGUUUCGUCCGACGGCUUCUCGAAUUCCAUACGGUGGACAGCACGGAUGCGCAGAUGAAGGGCUGGCGCAAAUUCUACCCUGCGCCGGGCCCCUCGCAAAUGAUAUGAAGGCUCUCAGUCUUUUCGUUAAAGCCGUGCUACAGGCAAAGCCCGCAUCAUAUGAUGCUUCCGCGCUGGAUGUCAACUGGAGAGAUUUUCAAGGACAAUUCGGGCGCAAGUUGCGAUUCGGACUGCUUCCUGAAGAUCCAACGUAUCCUUUGCACCCUCCAGUGCGGAGAACAGUUGCCGAGGCUUCGCGUCUGCUCCAGGCAAGCGGGCACGAAGUGGUCGAGCUGCAGUCCGCCGAGUGUCGCAUCUCUGAAGCGCUACAGGUAGCCUUUGCCCUGUUUGCGUUGGACGAAACCGCCGAUGGAAUUGUAAAAGCUGCGGGCGAGCCACCGAUUCCCUCCCGCAUCAGAAUUGGCCAAGAGCUGGGUAAAGCUCCACAGCAGUUCGUCUCAGAUUUGCGCAACCUUUCAGAGCUCAAGCAGCUAUCCGGGUUGAACCUUAAAAGACAAGAAUUGAUUAGUGACUGGUGCAGACUCUGGCAAAAGUAUGAAAUUGAUGCAGUCAUUGGGCCGGGGGGUCGCACCACGGCGAUUGAGCAUGACGAGUUCACGCUGCCACCCUACACAGUGCUCAUGAAUGUUCUGGACUGUCCCGCGUGUAUCAUCCCAUUUGGGCGAGUCACGGCAUCAGAUGCUGCGGAAAGACUAGACCUGCAGCCAGGCCAGGUUGUUCCAUCCUAUAACCCUCUGGACCUGGAAGGCAUUCCGUGUUGCGUCCAGGUCUUUACCUCGAAAAUGACGGACGAGAAGUGCCUGUACAUUUCCGAAGUCGUGGACAAGUGUCUGCAAGCGAAGGAGAGCUUUGUCGUUGCAAGAGACGCAGAUGCCUGA
Molecule: messenger RNA, 1716 nt
Organism: Metarhizium brunneum ARSEF 3297
Lineage: Eukaryota; Fungi; Ascomycota; Sordariomycetes; Hypocreales; Clavicipitaceae
Product: Acetamidase
Source: RefSeq, a predicted model, not a curated record